GCGUCUAAAUCGUACAGCAGAAGGUCAGCUCGGGACUCACCGCCGCCGCACGGACACUUGUCCCGCUGGUUGCGGGUGUUGAGGUCGGUAUUAGUGUUGGUGCCGCUGCCGCCCCGCUCCCCGCCCAGCCGUUACCGCCGACGAUGCCGCCGCCGCCUCCUCGCAAUUUCAAAUCCGCCCGCCCGGACGUGCCCCAGGGCGUCACCCGGAAGUGCGUCACGGCAGGGCCGUGCGGGCUGGGCAGCGCGGGCAGGAGGAAAUAGAGAAUAAAUAAAGGGGAGGAGGAAAUAGAGAAUAAAUAGCGGGGAGGAAGGAGGAAAGAGAGACUAAAUAGCGGGGAGGAGGAAAUGGAGAAUACAUAGAGGGGAGGAGGAUCCCAACCCCCGGAAGGGCUCGGGGAAGGGCUAUGGCCGUACAGCGACAUGGCGGCGCCCGCGGUGAGUGUGUGCCAGGCGUCUGCCGAGCCACGGCGAGCCCCGGGCUUUUCUCCAGCCGCUGAGAGUUUUCCUGGGGAAAAGCCCGAGCUUUCGGUCCCUGCGUGCCCGCGGGGAUAUGAGUCGGCGCCUGGUCUCAGCAGCGCUGGGGCCGUGGCUGCUCCUGCCCUUGUGCCUGUAUUACUGCUCCCGGGUGCCGUCAUAGUGAUCCUCGUCCGUAUCUGUGGGGGAGGUCGCUUCAGGAAGUGCGGAUGGGUGGUGAAGGCUGUGGCUUCAAGGAGCUGACUUUUCAUCCUGAAAAGGGGACUUCCGAUGUCCGUGGUACAUCGUCUGACAGCGGGAUGGCUUGUGGAUCAUCUCUCCUUCAUCAACCAGUGUGGCUAUGAGAUCUGUGACUCCUUUGCACACCCUGGUGGUGUCACUCUCAAUACUUCUGUCGCGUCUGCUGAAGACUGUCGCAGUAUUUCUACUUCAGCUGCCACCCCCUCAUUAAGCAAUAGUCAUCUUUAUGAUCCCGGAGAGGCCACAGAAGCAGAAUGUAGAAGAGCAAAAAUGAGAUACGUCUUUCGGGAAGAGUUCUUUGAUAUUUCUAAGCCCCAUAUAGCUGCAGCACCUGAGGAGAAGCUGUGUCAGGGAUGCCCUGAGGUGAAUCUGACAGAAAUAAAGGCCAACAGCAACAGAGAGGAAUACCAAGAAAGAGCAAAGAGUGACACUGGAAAUUCUCUUGCCCCUGCUAGGAAGAAACGUAAAAGGAAAUGUGUAUUCAACCAAGGUGAACUGGAUGCUUUGGAAUAUCAUUCAAAGGUUAGACAGCUCAUUUGGGAAGGCACUUUGCAUUUAGUUCAAGAGGGACUCAGAAGUGGUUUUCUUCACCAUACUACUGCAAAACUCAGUUGCAGGAAGAAUAAUGUUCCUCACCACAUUGUCUGUGGGUUGGCUGAAUUAUGUGAAACGGCAAAGCAGUUUCCAGCUGUGAAUGAAAGUGACCAUCAAGGUGUACGUGUGCUAGAGGAGGAAUCCUCCAGUGCAGAGCAGGACCUGCUUUCGUGUGUCAUGGAAAACAGCUCAAACUGUGCGAAGAUAAUUGUGUUAAUGGGGCAGAAAUACUUGGUACCACCAAAAAGCAGUUUCCUCUUAUCUGAUAUUUCAUAUUUACAGCCCCUGCUGAACUACAAGAAAAAAUAUGAUGUAAUUGUGAUUGAUCCACCAUGGGAGAACAAGUCUGUUAAGAGGAGUAACAGGUACAGCCACUUGUCUUCAUGGCAAAUCAAGCAGAUUCCUGUACCAGCACUAGCUGCUCCAAAUUGUCUUGUAGUCACAUGGGUGACUAAUAGACAGAAGCACUUACGUUUUGUUAAGGAUGAGCUUUAUCCUCACUGGUCGGUGAAAACACUUGCUGAGUGGCACUGGGUAAAAAUCACUACAGCUGGAGAAUUUGUGUUGCCUUUGGAUUCUUUGCACAAAAAACCCUAUGAAGUUCUUGUACUGGGGAGAGUUCAAGGAGAUGUAAAGGAACCCUUAAGGAAAUCUGAAGGUGUUCUUCCAAUUCCAGAGCAUCAGUUAAUUGUCAGCAUACCCUGCAGUCUUCAUUCACAUAAGCCUCCUCUUGCUGCAGUUCUGGCAGAGUUUAUCAAGCCAGAUGUGGAAUGUUUGGAGUUGUUUGCUCGCAACCUACAACCUGGCUGGACCAGCUGGGGAAAUGAGGUCUUGAAGUUUCAGCACAUUGAUUAUUUCACUCUUCUGCAGAAUGAGAACUGAGCUGCAUCUUAGCUAUCUAUACCUUCUGAAAUGCCACAUCUUCCCAGGGGGCUCUUGAACUUAAUUACUGAUGGUGCACCUAAAGGUAACAAAUAAAACCAAUUGUAUCUUAGUUGGAAUUCUUUAAGUGACAGGAUAUCUGUUCAAUGCUAUCUCCCCUCUGUACAAGGUGGUCCUAUAUUUUGAUGAUCUGAACAUAUUAAAAUACUGAUGUUGUUAACAAAAAUCAGUGAAGAUAAAACUCCUUAACAGCAGUGUAGCAUUAAGAAGCAGUCAUUCUUUAUUUGACCAGAUGCACGAGGGAGUAUCUUCUCUGAAAUAUGUAUGCUGAUUAUAGAGAAAGCUCCUGUUUAUAUACAGUAUUUUACAUACAUAUUCAUUGACCUUUCUGAAUAACAUACAGACGAUAAUAAUUUCCCCCGAAUCAUUAACAUAUAUUCCCUCCCCUUUGCACACAUGUUCUUCUUUCUCAGGGGUUUCUUUGGUUGUUCUUGGUGGUCAGCCAUCCCAAAAUCAUAUUUGACCAACCACUGAACGGCAUAACUGAGCUGGUUACUUCACACUUUUCCUUCUUGGUUAAUGUUUAACAUGACCCUAGAGAAUAGGGAUUUUGUGUUUCUGUAGGCUUCUGGUUUUUGAAGAAUAAUCAUAUUAACCUACCAGGUGCAAACAAUUAUUUUAUCUGCCAACAAUGUUAGCAUGUAAGUUCAUCCCUGUUCUGUUUCAAACCUCAAGAAAAGAAAGAUAUUUUAAAGUAUUCUUCCUGCAGCUGUCAAAUCUGAGCUGAUAGCACAUUGCUACUGCUGUACUAUAGCUCUUGUGUUAUCUUUAAAGAAUUAUAAUAUAUUGUUUUUAAAGAGUCAAUGGAAGUAAACAGUUCUGAAUGAUGCAUGUUAAAGGUUUUUUUGCAAAACAAUGGAUUUUGAACUAAAAUAGUUAUGAAGGCAGUGUAUCUUCCUACAUGUUUGUAUGUGUUUGCCUCAGAGAAAAUAAAAGGAGCAGUGCUUAUGUUUAUUGGCACGUGAAUUCAUGACUGAUCAUACUCUAUGUAAAGUUAUACUUUUAAAAAAUUGGCAGUUCUCUCUGUGUAUAUGGUGUAAUUUUUUGAAUACAUUGUAAAUGAUCAAUCUCAACAUUUUAAAAAUUCUGAAAUUUUAACAGAUUAUAUGUAUUUUUAAUUACUUCAUUAUGUUUUGGAACAUUAUAGAGCCAUGCCAGUGAGCUGUAUUCUUCAGCUAACAUUAGAAUGAUCCCUUUAGAAAAAGAUUAAAGAAUGGUACACUUUGUUGUCCUUUGCUGUGCUUAGAUGUACGUUGAAAAAUACAAAGAAAAUGUAAUGAAGCCUCUGCUACUUAGUCAUUUGUAGCAGUAGAGGCAGAGAUGCUGGACAAACUGAUUUUCCAGAUGGCAGGCUCCUGAGUUCUGACUGUGUAUAAUGGAGAAUAAAUGCAUUGCCCAAUGUCUUUACCUUCAUUCCCAUUUUGGUAGCCUGGUAAGCUGUGAAGAUUUUUUAAAGUUAAACUUCAAAUGUUAACAGAGGAUUUUUUAAUAAUUUUUUAAUAAAAUGAAAAUAAAAACGUGUCUUACUUGCA
Molecule: messenger RNA, 3784 nt
Organism: Cinclus cinclus
Lineage: Eukaryota; Metazoa; Chordata; Aves; Passeriformes; Cinclidae
Gene: METTL4
Product: methyltransferase 4, N6-adenosine
Exons: 9
Coding region: 747-2192 (481 amino acids)
Cellular component (GO): RNA N6-methyladenosine methyltransferase complex; cytosol; nucleus
Molecular function (GO): RNA methyltransferase activity; nucleic acid binding; site-specific DNA-methyltransferase (adenine-specific) activity
Source: RefSeq, a predicted model, not a curated record